Molecule: messenger RNA, 2364 nt
Organism: Fraxinus pennsylvanica
Lineage: Eukaryota; Viridiplantae; Streptophyta; Magnoliopsida; Lamiales; Oleaceae
Source: the annotation of a GenBank genome assembly
AUGCAGCUUCUUCAAGCUAAAAGCCUUGUCCAACUAAAAGAAGUAGAAGAAAAUGCAAAAGCUCUGCCAAAAGAGCUCGAUAACAAUGUGAGCAUUCCGGCUAAAGUGAGAGCUGGUGAUAUAGUUCACGAUGACAAUUCGGCUCCCAAAAAGCCCGGCUGUGAGAAUGAUUUUGUGCUGGUAAAAGUUCAAACUUGGGUUGAUGGCAUAGAGGAUGAGGAAUUUGUUGGUGUAGGUGCUAGAUUUGGCACAACCAUAGUAUCAAAGGAGAAAAAUGCGAACCAAACACGCCUUACUCUCUCGGAUCCUCGGGAUUGUUGCAGUUCUCCUAAGAAAAAGUUUGUAAGAGAUGUCAUCAUGGUGGAUCGAGGCAACUGCAAAUUUACAGCGAAGGCAAAUUUUGCAGAAGCGGCUGGUGCUUCAGCUGUCCUCAUUAUAAAUAACCAGAAAGAACUUUACAAGAUGGUUUGUGAUGCUGAUGAAACUGAUCUAGAUAUACACAUACCUGCUGUCAUGCUUCCCCAAGAUGCUGGUGCUACAUUAGAGAAAAUGUUGUCAAAUGGUUCAUCAGUUUCUGUGCAGCUUUACUCUCCGCGUAGACCGGUGGUUGAUAUAGCAGAAGUAUUUUUAUGGCUGAUGGCAGUCGGUACCAUCCUAUGCGCCUCUUAUUGGUCUGCAUGGAGUGCUAGAGAAACAGCCAUUGAACAAGAUAAGUUGUUAAAGGAUGCUUCUGAUGAAAUUCCAAAUUCUAAAAGCCUUGGUGGAGGAAGCAAUGUGGUGGAUAUCAAUAUGAUCUCUGCAGUCUUAUUCGUCGUUGUUGCAUCAUGCUUCUUAAUUUUACUCUACAAAUUAAUGUCGUUCUGGUUCAUUGAACUCUUGGUGGUUCUCUUUUGCAUUGGUGGUGUAGAGGGCUUGCAGACUUGUUUAGUUGCGUUGCUGUCAAGAUGGUUCAAGCGUGUGGGAGAAUCAUUCAUCAAAGUACCUAUCUUUGGAGCUGUCUCGUACCUUACUUUGGCGGUUUCUCCAUUCUGCAUAGCUUUUGCUGUGGUUUGGGCUGUGAAACGCAAUGUCUCUUUUGCUUGGAUUGGUCAAGAUAUUCUUGGAAUUGCGCUGAUAAUUACUGUUCUUCAGAUAGUGCGAAUCCCUAAUCUCAAGGUGGGUACUGUCCUUUUAAGUUGUGCUUUCAUGUAUGAUAUCUUUUGGGUGUUCGUUUCCAAGAAACUGUUCCAUGAAAGCGUGAUGAUAGUGGUGGCUCGUGGUGAUAGAAGUGGCGAGGAUGGUAUACCAAUGCUUCUGAAGAUUCCACGCUUGUUUGAUCCAUGGGGUGGCUACAGUAUCAUAGGCUUCGGUGACAUCCUCUUGCCUGGGCUUCUAGUAGCAUUUUCACUUAGGUAUGAUUGGCUAGCAAACAAGAGUCUACGCGCGGGAUACUUCUUGUGGGCAAUGCUUGCCUAUGGAUUAGGUCUUCUUAUUACAUAUAUAGCGUUGAACUUGAUGGAUGGCCAUGGCCAACCAGCGCUGCUUUACAUUGUCCCUUUUACACUUGGCACGUUUCUGGCACUGGGGAAAAAACGAGGCGAUCUGAAGAUUCUGUGGACGAGAGGGGAACCGGAAAGGUUUUGUUUCAUAAAUCGAUCACAAUUCGAUCCAAUAACAAGGAAAAAAUGUGGAUUUUUGGAAAAAAAAGGGGGGCCAUCAGGAUUCUCAGCGUCCUCAACAGCUGAGGAAGUUACACAAGGAAUUAAUGGCUCUGGCCUCACUGCCAUUAUCUCAGGAGCAUCCAGUGAUAUUGGCACAGAGACUACAGGGAUCCUUGCCUCGCGUGGUGGCGUUCAUGUAAUUAUGGCAGUAUGCAAUAUGGACAGUGGUAGACAAGUUAAAGAAGCUAUAAUUAAGGAAAUCCCGGAUGCUAAAAUUGAUGUUAUGGAGCUAGAUAGUAGUUCUAUGUCGUCUGUUAGGAAAUUUGCAUCAGAAUAUAACUUGUCAGCUCUUCCUCUGAACAUUCUCAUGAUUAUGGCUCCACCUUUCAUGGAAUCUGAAGACAAGAUCGAACUGCAAUUUGCAACUAAUCAUCUAGGGAACUUUCUUUUAACAAAUCUUUUAUUGGACAACAUGAAAAAAAAACUGCUCGUGAGAGUCAGAAAGAAGGAAGGAUUGUCAUUGUUGCAUCAGAGGGUCACCGGCAUACUUGCUUAUGGACAGUCAAAACUAGCUAAUACAUUGCACGCUAAAGAGCUUGCAAGGCGCCUGAAGCUGGAUUGGACAGUUGUUAUGUCGUAUUGCACAGUUUUAAAAUAUUCCACAGGGAGCAGCAACAUCAUGCUAUGUUGCGUUGCAUCCAAAGGUGAAGGGAGUGAGUGGUGA